Plasmodium relictum is the source of this 1356-nucleotide messenger RNA. Its product is annotated as XPA binding protein 1, putative. Gene Ontology annotation, molecular function: GTPase activity. Lineage: Eukaryota; Apicomplexa; Aconoidasida; Haemosporida; Plasmodiidae. Bases 1 to 1356 code for a protein of 451 amino acids. The transcript has a single exon. The record is from RefSeq and is a predicted model, not a curated record.
AUGGAAAAAAAUACUGAAAAGGAUAUUGAGAAAAAAAUAAAUAAUAUUGAUAAUUCUAAUAAAAAAAAUAUUAUCUUUAUAAAAAAAAAAAAUUAUAACAAUAUUCAUAUAAAUGAUAUUCCUUGUAAUGAAGAAAAUUAUUUGGAAAAAAGGGAAUAUUAUAUCCAUGAAGAUAAUGAAAGCAUUACUACCGAAAAUGUAUGUAAAGAAAAAAAAAAAGUUAGCAUUUUAAAUGAAAAAGAAAAAGAAGUGAAUAAUUUAAAUGAAAAAGAAAAAGAAGUGAAUAAUUUAAAUGAAAAAGAAAAAGAAGUGAAUAAUUUAAAUGAAAAAGAAAAAGAAGUGAACAAUUUAAAUGAAAAAGAAAAAGAAGUGAAUAAUUUAAAUGAAAAAGAAAAAGAAGUGAAUAAUUUAAAUGAAAAUGAAAGAGAAAAAAAUGAAUCAAAUAAGAAAGGUAACUUAAAAGAUUACUAUGAAAAUUUACCAACUGUUGUAAUUGUAAUUGGAAUGGCUGGAAGUGGCAAAACAACAUAUGUUGGAUCUUUAUAUAAACACUUAAAAAUAGAAAAAAAGAAAAAGGUGUACACAAUGAACUUAGAUCCAGCUGUUAAAUAUUUACAAUAUCCUACAAAUAUAGAUAUAAGAGAUAGUAUAAAAUAUCACGAAAUAAUGAAGGAAUAUAAACUUGGCCCCAAUGGGGCUAUAAUGACAUGUUUAAAUUUAUUUGCUACUAGAUUUGAUAAAGUAAUUGAAAUAUUAGAAAAAAGAAAACAAAAACUACACUAUAUAAUUGUGGAUACCCCCGGACAAAUUGAAGUAUUUAAUUGGUCAGCUAGUGGUAAUAUUAUAUUAGAAACACUAUCAGUUAGUUUUCCAGUAGUGAUUAAUUAUGUUAUUGAUACCGUUAGAUGUGAAAGACCUAUUACAUUCAUGUCUAAUAUGCUUUAUGCUUGUAGCGUUUUGUAUAAAUCUAGACUACCAUUCUUGGCUUGUUUUAAUAAAAUUGAUGUCAUUAGACAUGAUAAAUGCAUUGAAUGGAUGAAAAAUUAUGAUAGUUUCAAUGAAGACGUUUUAAGUGAUGAAAGCUAUAUGUCAAGUUUUAGUAGAUCAUGUGCAUUAAUGAUUAAUGAAUUUUAUGAAGGCAUUAAAACAGUCGGUAUUUCAUCAAAAACAAAUGAAGGUUUUAAUACUAUAUUAAAAAAUUUAGAAUAUUUAAAGGAAGAAUAUAUAAGUGAUUAUGUACCAUCUAUAGAAAAACAAAUGAAAAGAAUUAAAAAAAAAAAGGAAAAAGAUAUCAAAUUGAAAAUGGAAUCUCUAUUAAUGGAAAAACAAAAAGAUUUAUCUAUAUCAAAAAAAUAA